CACGUCGAGCGGCGCAGUCGCCAGCCGCGCCAGCCAGGUGAGGCUAACGACGACCACGACGACGACGACGACGACGUGUUCGCAUCGUUACGCUCGGCCGGGGGGACGCACGGUCAGUGUGCUGCAGAGAACCUUGCGACUUUCGACGGCGCUCCGUCCGUCCGAGCGAUCGAUCGACCGAGGGGCGAGAAAAAGAGAGACGGCUACGGUUGCGCGCGGGAUCGAUCCUGUUUACCGGUAUUUUUCCUAUUUUCGGUUACUUCAGGUGUGCCGCCGCCGCCGCCGCCGUCGCCGUCGCCGUCAUCGACGCCGUCCAAUUCAUAACCUCAAACCGUCGUCGCCGCGAGGGAGUAUGUCGUGCGUGGCGGGUAAUCAGUGAACGAUCAGUGAUAAGGACGCCCCGACCCCCGGUCGUCGGUCGUCGGGACGUCGCGCGAGUGCGCGUCCAACGGGAAGCAGCAACGACAGCGGGGAGAACACGGGAGUCGCGCCAGGUGUGCUCCCACGGGAACAACGAUGACGGGAACGACGAGGACUGGAGGAGGAGGAGGAGGAGGUGGUGGUGGUGCAGGUAAUAGCAAUUCGCAAAACAUUCUGGUCACCUUGUACGUGGCGACUGCUGGUCUCCAAGGGAACGCGCUCGGCUCCGACGAGGAGGAGAUUACGCUGCUCGUCUACGUGCUCAUCGACAAGCUGCAGAAUAAGGUGCUGGGCAGGCAGCAGUACAUCGUGCGACCGAUGGUAAUGGACGAGAGUUGUACGCCCGGGACGGGCAGCGACAACCCAGCGGUUGCCGGAAGUAGCGGGAUCAUUAACGAGGCCGCGCUGGCACACGCGCCAGCCUUGACCGAAAGGAAUCUUCGGGAGUACGGAAUUUCUCUGCAGCAAGCUAUCGAAAAGUUUGAGGCCUGGUGGAACUCUAUGUCUGGCGUAACUUCCGGUAUUAAGCCGCGAUUUGUCGUGGAUGGUCAGGCGCCGAUGAGGCAAUGCCUGCAUCCGGAGGCUUGCAAUAAAGACAUCGAGCUGCCGGAACAUUACAACUAUUUCUACGAUCUCCGAAAGGAUUUCGUAGAGUACUACUCGACUCAUGGCGAGUUAUCGACCCUCGGAGUACAAGAAAUGCUGCAAUAUUAUGGAAUGCCGCCAGAUACCGACAAUGAUUUUCAUGUCAAAGAGAUACAGGACAUGGUCAACGUGAUACAGAGGAUGAUCAAGGACGGUCAUGAUUUUAUAAAUCCAGAAGUGGUUAACAUCGUUCUGGAACCUGGCAUAUGCUCCAAGGACGAGGAAGUGGACAAUGAUUGUGUAGUGAGAGCACGCGGUCUUCCUUGGCAAUCCUCGGAUCAGGACAUUGCCAAAUUUUUUCGUGGGCUAAAUGUUGCCAAGGGUGGUGUAGCUCUUUGUUUAAGUCCUAUGGGAAGGCGUAACGGCGAGGCAUUGGUACGGUUUAUUAAUAAAGAACACAGAGACAUGGCGCUGAAGCGGCAUAAACAUCACAUGGGUACACGAUACAUAGAGGUUUACAAGGCCUCCGGAGAGGACUUUGUUGGCGUUGCUGGUGGUACGAGCGGGGAGGCGCACGCUUUUCUGUCACGCGGGGCUCAAGUCAUCGUUAGAAUGAGGGGCUUGCCGUAUGAUUGUGUUGCUAAACAAGUGCUGGAAUUUUUUCAAUCCGGACAAAAACCAUGUCAAGUGUUGGACGGCGAGGAUGGUGUGCUGUUUGUAAAGAAACCGGAUGGCAGAGCGACAGGUGACGCCUUUGUAUUAUUCGCGAAGGAAGAGGACGCGGUGAAAGCCUUGAGCAAACACCGAGACUGUAUUGGCAGCCGUUAUAUAGAACUUUUUAGAAGUACGACCGCAGAAGUGCAACAGGUAUUGAAUAGGGCGACAGAUCCGAAACAAAUGAUAUUACCACCGCCGCCGAUCGCCCAACUUCCACCAUUACUCCCUCAGCAUAUCAUUACGUCUGGCACGCGCAAAGAUUGCGUUAGACUUCGCGGUUUGCCAUACGAGGCGCUCGUCGAACAUAUUCUGGAGUUUAUGGGCGAACAUUCUAAAAAUAUUGUCUACCAAGGUGUUCAUAUGGUUUACAAUGCUCAGGGCCAACCAUCUGGCGAGGCAUUUAUUCAAAUGGACAGCGAGGCAUCGGCUUACGCGUGUGCGUCACAGCGGCACCACCGGUACAUGAUCUACGGCAAGAAGCAGCGAUACAUCGAAGUGUUUCAGUGCAGCGGCGACGACAUGAAUCUGGUAUUGACAGGUGCGGUAACACCGCCGUCGACCAAGGCGCUACUAUCACCCGGUACGUUGACCACACAGUCCUCCGCGACCUUGACACAUCCGUCUACGGCAGCACCGGUGGCGGUGCCGGUACCGAGCGCGCAGCCACCGCCGCCACCACCACCCCUGUGGGACAUUCACGCUCUGGUACAGGCUCAAGCCGCUCAGGCCGUUCACGCGCAGGCUCAGGUGGCGCAAGCGCAAGCCGCCCAGGCGCAGGCUAUGCGGAAUCAGGAUCUAUGGUUGAUGGCUUUGGCAUCGAAUCAGUCUCCUACCUCGACUACCCCAACUUCGGCGGUCGCUGCCGCCGCCGCCGCCGCCGCUGCUGCCACGAGCAAAUCUUUAGCUCUACCAGGUCCAAAUUCGAUGGUCCAGGCGGCUCAGAUACCCUACGCGGUAGCACCACCGACAGCCGCAGCAGCCGCCGUCGCGGCUGCCGCGGCUCUUCACGCACCACCGACCUCUUCGGCAGCGGCGGCAGCGGCUGCGGCGGCGGCAGCCUCUACGCCCUUUUUAUUCUUCAACGUUCCUCAUCAUCCCCGUAUUCCUAUCCUGCGGGCACCAGGGCCACAUGGGCUGUUAACGCCCAUCAUGCCCACCGCGCACACCUUGAACCCGGCCGCGAUAAUGGGCUUGAAGCGUACGUGGGACGCCGCCUUCCCCGCCGACGCGACGGCGGGUGUCGCUGCGAAACGUGCUUGGCACACCCCGGCAGCGGCGUUUCACGCGUCGGCCCCGACCGCGGCCCCAGGCUUGCCUUAUCCAGCUCAAUUUUAUCCCCAGAUUUGAUUCCCGGUGUCACCGCGUCGAUCUCUAGCUUUUUUUUUAUAGACUUUCUCGAGUCUUCGGGUUCUCGGUACCUCGGGUCUGAGGAGAACGGAAACGAUUGCUUCGGUUUCUUCAUUAGACGAGCAAGGAUUUGUUAUUCGCGCGCAAAUACGCAUAUUACGUGGCAAUUGCCGUGGUGUGUUACGACAAUACGACUUACUUUUGACGGAUUUUAUAUGUACAUUAUUAGCGAGUAAGCGUUGUAACUAUUCGCGAUAUCUACGACAUUCCGUUUCGUAUUCCGUGCAAGCCUGGCAGAACGUCAUUUACAACGUUUGUCCAGCUGAUUAAGUGUACCUAACGUUUGGAAAUGCUUGGUACAAAUUCUGGCGUUACUUACACGACGGUACUUAACUCGCAAGACAGAUUAUUUUUCUUAUCCUAAUGCAUUUAGGCAGCAAAGCUAAUUUCGGUAAGCAUGUUAAUUGUACUGAUAAUGGUAUAUAAAAUUCCAUUUGGCGUGCGCAUACGUUCUUUCGUAAUCGCGUGUUCACGAAGUACCUAUGGAAGAUCACGUAUAAAAAAUGCUCUUCCACGUAAGCGUAAUCAAGUGCCUUAUCUAAUGUGAGCACCAAGUACUUUGCCUAGCUCUCGGAAUUCUAUAACUCAUAUAUGCGCCUCUUUUUAUAUACAUAUAUAUAUACAGAGCGUUUCAGAAUUAUCUGAAUUAUCAGUAGUAAUACAGAGAUCAUUUCUGGGUUUUACCGGCGAACCAAAAAUUCGGGACGUCAAAAUUAAUAUUCUCUAGGCAUUUUUUCUAUCAUGUGUUUUUUUUAUCAGUAUAUCAAAUGUUAAAAUUUAUGAUUUCUUCUCUUAUGAGAAUAAUCAUUGUAAAGUUUUGUUAAUGUAAUAUAUGAUGACAUAAUAUAUCGCUCAUACUAUUUUGUAUUUUAAUGUUGAUAUCUAAGUAAUUUUUGAUACUUUUUUGUCUGAUAUUUUACUAGUAUCUGUGGAAAAGUGCCUAAUGAAAAAUGCUUUCUGUCUCGAAAGAAGUCUGCAAUCUGGAUGGAUGAUAUAGUAGAAAAUAUCGAUAUUUUUACUGUAUCAUCCACCUGAUUUGACGGUGCUCCUUUCGCGUCUAGUGAGGAUUGACGGUACAGUACAAGAAAUAUUGAUAUUCUUUACUGCAUCGUCCAUCCUUAAUCUACAAGUCGGUAUUACCAGAAAUAUCAAUUUAUAUCAUAUGUAUACAUAUGCAUGUAUGUGUAUACACACACACACACACACACACACACACACACACACACACACACAUAUAUAUAAUACCUAGGCUGAAUAAAGCUUAUUUUUUAAUUUAUUUUAUUUUUUAAAAACUAUGAAAAUAGUUUUUAAAAAAUAAAAUUAAUAGAGUGGGCCUUAUUCCGUUCAAAUAAUUUAUAUAUAAAAGAAUGAUUUAUCUAUUUUGCUAGAAAUACUUUAUUAGCACUAAGUGUAAGUAAAAUGGACAUUCCAUCCAAUGUUAUAUAUUCUAAAGUUCUAAUUUGAACGUAUUUAGUAGAUUCUUUUAUACGUGGCAUCUAUUAUACGCAUGUAUGUUACAAUCUAUGUGUAAAUAAAAUUUCGUGACUAAUUAUUUGCGAACGAAUCACAGUUCGCUUUUAUUCGACUUAAUCGAUUUGCGGAUCUAUCUUUCUCGUCUAUCUCUCUUUCAAAGAUUGUAACAUACAAGCUUUGAUUUAAAAUAUAAAAUUAAUAUAUGUGAAUCAGUCCCUAUAACAAAGCACAUAAGAUUCGUUUUGCUCUAUUAUUUUAUACUUGGGGAAAAUCGCGCCCACACACACACACACACACACACACACACGUGCGCGCGCGCGCGUACACUUUCGUACACAUAGCGUUCACUGCAUUUAGUAUAAUAUCGUCAAUAAUCACGCCCACACAUAUACACGGAUGUGAUCCAUCACUAAUUCCAUCGUGUGUGACAGAUAAUAUCUUAGUAUACCGAGUAUGUGCAUUAAUAAGGGUCACUGCAUCAGCCAAUGAACAAAUAAAAGCAACUUAAUAUAAUUCUAUUUUCCAGAAAAGAAUAAUAAGAUGACUUUAAUCAAAUCUGUAUGAAAAUUGGAUUAAAAAAAUAUGAAUUAAUUUAUUAUUUUUAAGUCUUUCACAGUCGUUUACUAAUUGUUGCGAUUGUUCAAUGAUUGGUACAAUAACUCUAAUCAAAUUUUGGUUUUGGAGAGUAUCCGAUAACGGGGAACGAAGAAAGCGGUAUUAAAACCACGCCGCCUCUGUAUACGCUCUCGCGGCUUGUGAUUUAACUGUGGUGUCGGCGGUAUUUACUCUUUCAAAGCUGGCUUACGGCCUAAUACCUUUUUGUGAUAGUGUAGUUGGUGAGAUCGCACACACACUGAGACGGAUAUAGAUAGAUUGGUGUAUCCAGGGAAUCGAGCAUCGGUUUCACCGAGAGGACACGGCUCUUAUAUUCUCGUAAGGGACCGGAUACCUCACGCACUGCCACGCCAAAGUGUUCUUAACUGGAAAAAUUCGAUUAAACUUUUGGGGGAAAACGUUUUUACUGCUUUUUGUUUUCUUUUAAGAUAGUAUCAUUUCUAUGAUAUGUAUGUCUAUGUUAAUAGUUAAAAAUUUUCUUUUACAUUUGAGAGCUCUAAUUUAGCAAAUCAUCGAUAAAGUCCACUAUUAUUAUCACAGUCGUUUUUCUUCGUAUUUUUUGGAAAGAAGAGCGAAACCUGGUUUUUUUCUGAAAAAUUAAGAACACGCCAAUAACGGGCUUCCACAGUUUCCACGAUGCGCUCUUCGCAAGGAAAGGUAAAACGGUUCUCUCGGCGAAGCCGAUCUCGAGUCUGUCACGCGGAUCGCGAAGUGUUGUUUAUGGUAAUUUCACUUCUUCCUCUUGCCACGGUUUUUUUUAUAUAUUAUGUGUUAUUAGAAUAGUGUGGGACAUUAUAUAUAUAUAUAUAUAUAUAUAUAUAUAUAUAUAUAUAUAUAUAUAUUUAAAAUAUAGACACAAACACGAGACGGUCGUAAUUACUGCUUCGCGGUCUGAUGUCCGCGGGUAUGCGAAGCGAUGGUUGCAUGUCGUGUGGUCUCGUUGGAGAGAUAUAAACUUUCCUCCGGUCGCGUACCUAUGUCCCGCGAGCGAUUGCAUAACGGAUCCGAUCUUUUUUCUUUCUUUUUUUUCUUUUUUUCCCCUCUUCGUUCACGGUUACAUAUACAUAUACAUGUUUCAUUGAAUAUAGCCAGUAACUGUCUCUCCCUGUUGCGUUUCAUCCAACAAAAAAAACUGCCUCUCACGCUCCUUUCUCCUACGAGGAGCCACCUUGUAACAAGUUUUCCGUUUAUCUUCCUUUUUCAGCGCGUGAUCCUAUAAUUAUCCCAAGCAAUCACUUUCCGAGAUCGCGAUCUAGUAGCACUGUACAGAAUGAUAGCAAGUGUCUCGAUACAAUCUUGAUUCUAUCCUUGUCACAGUAACUGCAGUAAUUGAACAAUCUCGAUCCGGUUCUCGAUACUAAUAACGUAACUGUUUGAGAAGAUAAUUUACUUGAAAAUAAUUGAGGGCCGUUCGAAAAAAAGGAAAGGAAAGAAAGAAUGAACGACGAGCACAGUUGCACGGUAAAUGAUCGUUUAUUUAAUCUUGGGACGCUGAAGGGCAAAGUAAAAAAAAAGGGCGAUACGUUAACUACGAUUUUACAACGGGCCAAGACGAGUCGAGAGACGUCGAGAGAGCAUCGAGUCGUCAGAAAACAUAAAAGUGUCGAAUGGCAACGCAAUUAUCCGAAUCAGCGUCCUGGGAUUAAGGAACCGGGUGCAUUUCGAGCUCUGACAUUUUUAAAACAUCAGGACUGUAUCUUCUGAUCUCGCGGUUAUGUAACAUUAAUCGAUAUUAUACGGAUAGCGAAACACGGUGAGACGAUGCGAAACGGACCGACCGCUCUUUGCCAUCGAUCGUUGAUCGCGCGGACGUAUUACUGGAUUAUUGCGUGCCGGAGGAAUCGAUGCAAAGAAAUGACGAGGACGCGGUGCGUCAACCGAUCGCCUUUCGCAUCGUUUCCGUAGGGGUGCAUCUCGAAAUAUUUUAGCACAAGUGUAUGUCGAGAGCGUGAAGAUGUCCAGCGUAACGCGAAUUUCAAAAAGAAUCCGUCAUCUUUACACAGAAAAUUUUCUCUUAAAAUUUUUUGAAAAUCAACAUUAUCGUGAGACGAUAUGGACAUGGAAGGAUUUUACUAUAAUUUUAGUAAAGUGUGUUGAAAGUUCACUAAAAUAUAGUAAAUUCUUUGAUUACUUGAUUUUAAGGAUAAAUUUUAAGAGAAAAUUCUAUCCGCGCGUCAUUUCUUCAUAUUUGCCGAAGAUGAUUUCUUUGUCUUCCUCAAGAUUUUUUUUUCUUCUCCCUGAAGACGAAGGACACACGCACGCGAUGUACACGUGUUUAUUCAUAUGUGCACCCCCUCCACACACACACACACACACACACACACACACACACACACACAACACGCGGUAUAAUCUCUCUUUUUUUAUUUCCUGUAUACAACUCUUUGUAUAUCGAUGAUUUUAUAUCAACGGUGAGAACGAUCAUGUUUAAUAAAUGUGCCUUGUGGAUAUAUA
Solenopsis invicta (red fire ant) is the source of this 7671-nucleotide messenger RNA. RefSeq names its product RNA-binding protein fusilli. Gene Ontology annotation, cellular component: ribonucleoprotein complex; nucleoplasm. Gene Ontology annotation, biological process: regulation of RNA splicing. The record is from RefSeq and is a predicted model, not a curated record. Gene Ontology annotation, molecular function: mRNA binding. Lineage: Eukaryota; Metazoa; Arthropoda; Insecta; Hymenoptera; Formicidae.